GAAGCAAGGAAAUGAAAAGAUGGUUGUGGAAAAUCCAUGGACUUGGAAGUGGAACUGCAAGGUGAAGAUGGUUCAAAAUUCGCGUUGGGAAAGGAGGACAAUGUAGUGUUUGGACGAGGUUGUGGUUUCAAUACUCACGACCGCACCGUUUCUCGUCGCCACGUUUCGUUCCAACUCGAACAAUCAGAGUCAGAACAUGCUAGGGUUUCUUUCCAAGUCAUUGGAAGGAACCCCAUUUGGGUAUGGACCCACGACUCGCUUAGGCUCUUCAGGAAGUUCGACAAUGGUCACUUGCAAUUCGGAGACCGUUUCUGCUUGUCUCCCGAGGCACCCUUCUGGUUCCUCUUCAAGAAGAUUCAAUCUCAGCCUCAGCUUAAGCUCCACCAACUUGAUGUUUCGGAAAUCGAUCCCGUUAAAGAGUUUGGUUUUCUUGUGAUGGGACACGAGUUUGACCACUAUCCCAAGGGCAUGAUACGGAAUAUGAAGAAUUGGGAUUGGUUCCUUGAGGAGCCUAAAAAAGAUGAUGAGGAUGAGGAGGAUUUUGAGGAGAGGAGGAAAAUGGGGAGAAAGCGAAAAACGUGUAAAGACAAUGAAGAUGAGGAGUGGAGUGGUGAAAGUGAAGAUGAUAAGGACCUUGUUGUCACUAUACGGAAAGGUAAGCGACCUGGGUACUCCACAAGAUCGAAAGACAGUAAAGGAUCUAACAGAGAUACUAAAGCUAAUAAAAGUAGUGUUGAAGAAGAAGAUGAUGAUGAGACGCUAGGAGGUUUCAUUGUUGCUGAUGAAGAGGAUGAGGAGGAUGAUGACGAUAAUGAUGAAGAAGAAGAGUUUGAAGAAGAUGAUGACGACGGAGUGGAGGAUUAAUAAUAAGGGUAAUAGUAUAAAUGAUCAC
Messenger RNA from Abrus precatorius (Indian licorice), 892 nucleotides. RefSeq lists its product as uncharacterized. The transcript is spliced from 2 exons. The record is from RefSeq and is a predicted model, not a curated record. Gene Ontology annotation, molecular function: protein binding. Bases 37 to 864 code for a protein of 275 amino acids. Lineage: Eukaryota; Viridiplantae; Streptophyta; Magnoliopsida; Fabales; Fabaceae.